AUGUCAGACACAGAGAAACCGAAGGUAGCAUUCCUAGGCCCAGAGGCAAGCUACACUCAUCAGGCAACUCUUGACACGUUCUCGCCCGACACACAUACUCUGGUACCACAGACUACCCUCGAAGAUGUCUUCGCCGCGGUACAAGACGGCAGCGUACACCGCGGCGUUGUACCCUUCGAGAAUAGCACCAACGGCUCCGUAGUCUUCACCCUUGACCUGUUCGCCGACCUGCACAGCAAGAACAACGACAUCCUUGUGUGCGGUGAAGUAUACGUGAGCGUAAGCCACUGUCUGCUAGGCCUGGACCCUUCGAGUACGCAGGAUUACUCAAAAAUUACAAAAUUGUACUCUCAUCCACAAGCAUGGGGUCAAUGCAAAACUUUCCUGCAACAGCACCUGAAGCACGCUGAGCGCUUCGAUGUAUCCUCGACUUCGCGCGCCGCACAAGUGGUUGCAGAAUCCAAGGAUCCGGGUGCCGCAGCCAUCAGCAGCAAAGUGGCUGGCACCCUGUUCAAGCUCUCUCUUCUGUCAGAAGGCAUCAAUGAUGUCAGCGGCAAUCAGACACGCUUCCUGAUCUUGCGGAGAAAAGAUAGCCCAGACGUAUCAACAGCACCGUCAGCACCAUCUGCACAAUCGACCAUAGGACAGAGUAACGACGAAGAAAACUACAAAACCCUGCUCCUCUUCACGCUCCCACACACACCCUCGAACCCCAACCCUGGCGCCCUAGCACAGUGUCUAUCUGUCUUUGGCAGGCACAAGCUCAACCUGACCUCCAUCAAUACACGGCCGAGUGGCGUAGCGAACUGGGAGUACAUCUUCUUCAUCGAGUUCAAGGGACGGAAAGACGAGGGUGAUGGCGGGGCGGUAAACGCAGCGUUCAAAGAGUUGGAUGGCGUGUGUGAGUGGUAUCGAUGGCUGGGAAGCUGGGAGAACAGGCUGCCGGCUCCGAGUACGCAGAAGCUGUAGAAGGCUGAAAGGUGCAGAUGGUUCACAAAACAGAUGCUUGUCAUCUGAAGUACGCUGAGAAGAAAUAGAUCAUUCAGU
This is a messenger RNA of Macroventuria anomochaeta, 1047 nucleotides long. Its product is annotated as PDT-domain-containing protein. Gene Ontology annotation, biological process: L-phenylalanine biosynthetic process. The record is from RefSeq and is a predicted model, not a curated record. The coding region runs from base 1 to 969 and encodes 322 amino acids. NCBI's taxonomy places the organism in Eukaryota, Fungi, Ascomycota, Dothideomycetes, Pleosporales, Didymellaceae. Gene Ontology annotation, cellular component: cytoplasm. The transcript has 2 exons. Gene Ontology annotation, molecular function: chorismate mutase activity; prephenate dehydratase activity.